AUGCCAGUCAGCCUUUGGCUCUGGCUUAAAGAUCGGCUGUCGCUUCGAACGGCUUUUAUUUCUUUUCGUCAUUUUUAUUCGGUUGUUUUUCCUGUCGAAUGGGGUCUAUCCCAAAGAAGUGUUCUUUCGGCCCCUAUCUACAUUAUUUACACGUCAGAUAUGGAUGAACAAGUUUUCUAUGACGUUGAUGAUGAUCAUUUUUAUGCCGACGACGGUUCUCUGGUCUUCUCCGUACCAUUUGGUCUACGUCCGCCAUCCGAUAGCCAGGAAACACCAUUCAUUUACUCAUGCCACUAUCUCCAAAUUCGUGCACAACGAGUACCCGAUAGAUUAGAAAUAUACUGUGCAUAUUGGAUGAUUGAGUUAAGCACAAAAAAAACAGUAGCAAUGAUGAAAUUAGUUGGAGCAGCCAGUCGUCCAGAUAGUGAAUAUACCGCAUUAUUAAAACGUACAGCUGAAUUAACAAGUCAAAGCUUUUUUAGAAAACAAAAUUAUCAAUGUGAAGCAAAAUUUGAUCAUGAAAAAGAACUUUACAAUUGA
Didymodactylos carnosus is the source of this 540-nucleotide messenger RNA. The record is from the annotation of a GenBank genome assembly. NCBI's taxonomy places the organism in Eukaryota, Metazoa, Rotifera, Eurotatoria, Philodinida, Philodinidae.